UUUAUUUUUGCUGCAAGAUCAUUGACGCACUUUGCCACACAUCAUGUUGCCUGGAUCGACAUCGCGGUCGACUUCCGGCAAGGGUAAAGCAGCCGCGUCGACGAAUGAUGACGCUGAUGGAGCCGCUGAAGGGAGCAUCAAGUUGCGCACGAGCGAGGACGUGUACCAUCGUCUGAUCUGGCAGGACACUGAACCCGACGCCGCCUCAAACAACGGUGUCAACAAUGACAAUGACGACCACGGACAGGCCUACGCAGCGGACGGCGAGGCUCAGGGCGCCAGAGCAGCCGCCGAUCGUGCUGCAGCCGCUCUAGCGGGUGAACCAUUCGAUUCGCGCACAAUUGCUCGCGUGCGCGUCCGGAUGGGCUACGAAGACCGCAUUCUGGGCAUGGUCGAGACAUCGCUGCUCGAGUGGAAGCCAAUGCCAAUCGGCGAUAUUCCGUGGCAUCGUGUGUGGUAUUACCGUGUGGACGACCAACUCAUCUGGGAUCGCGCAGAACGCGUGGACUUUGUGUUUGGAUCGGGCAACGUACCGGCAUCGGGAUUGUGCCCAAGUUUCGCCAAGUCGCGAUACGCGUCUGCAUUGAAAAACACGGCCAAAAUGCACGCCAUUGAACAAGCGCGUCGUGGCGGCGGUAGCUCACGUGGGCGUGGUCGAGGCAAGCAGGGUGGUGCGGCAUCGGACGCCGUCGCAAUGGCGUCGGCAGGUGUGGGUGCAACCAUGGCUGCCACUCGCUCGGCCCAUUCCAACGGUGCGUUCGUGCCCAAGGGCAUCACCAUGCUCAACGUGUAUCGAUUUGAUGCAGCUCAAGGAGACUGGAUUGUCGAUGGUGCUUCGCCCAGCGACCAGCCGAUCGCUCAGGAAUAUCUGGCUCGGGCUCGCGCACGCGAUCAGCUCAAAAUCGUGACUUUCAACGUCUUGUUUGAUGUCUAUCAGCCAGAGCUCAUCCAUACAAAGGAACGGACGCCACGUAUGCUGGCCUUCCUCGAGUCGCUUGACGCGGACGUGAUUGCGCUGCAAGAAGUGACUGGGCACUUUCUCGCCCAGCUGCUCGAGGCUCCGUGGGUUCGCGCGAGCUAUGCCGUGUCCGAUAUCCCCGGUGGUCCCACGCAAAAUCCGACUGGCCAGCUGCUCAUGUCCCGGCUUCCCUUUGAAGAUCUUUCCAUGUCUCAGAUCAACGCGAAAAAGAAGGCAGUGGUUGGACGCUUGCAAGGCUUGCAUCCAGACCGGUUGACCAAGAUGAUUGUUUUGCACCUCACCAGCAACAUGCAUGGCGAUGCCAGCCUGCGUCGUCGCUCCCAGUUGACGAGCAUUGUUCAGCAACUGUGUUCUCCUGAUGAAGACACGGUGUUGCUGGGUGACUUCAACAUGUUCUCCUCGGAAACGCUGGCGCCGCGAUUGCAGGACGUCUGGGCGCAUUUGCAUCCCAACGACGAUGGAUUCACCUUUGACUCAAAGCACAACCCACUCGCUGCCAUCAUCUCCCCCAAUGGCACGCGUGAGCGGCUUGAUCGCAUUUGCCUGUUCAGUCCGUCGCGGUGCUCUCUCAAAGCAGCAGGCAUUUCGAUUGUGGGGCGUGAACCGUUCGAGUUUGUUCCGACUGCCCCAGCAACUGAUGCAGCUGCUGCUGCUGCUGCUGCUGCUGCGGAGCCGCUGGCACCAAUCUCUUGCAUGCUUUCCGAUCAUUAUGGUCUUGAAUGCACCCUGCAGACACGCGGUGACUUUGACCCAUCCGCAGAGGCCGAAGUUGAGUCCUCGGAGGAGGAUGCCCUGUUUGCACUGUCCGCCUUGCCUAUGGUGCACCAUUCCGCCGUAUGCAUCAUUCCGAGCCCGGCCAUUUGGGCGCCCAUUCAAGCCAUUCGAGCCAAGCACGACAAGUCGUUUGACCGAUGGAUGCCUCACAUUAAUCUCGUUUAUGGGUUUAUUGCAGACGAGGCGGAUCAGUUUGACACGGCUGCCAGCCGCUUCACCCGAGCACUCCAAGGCAAUGCACCCACCUUCACCAUCACUCUUGCCGAGUUUGACAUGUUCCAGCAUGGCCGGAGCUGCACGGUGUUCUUGAAGCCAACCGUCUCGAGCGUGCAGCCUGGACUGGCAGACUUGUUCGUCCCGAUUGACGAGGCAUCCGAACGGGCGCGGCUUACAUCCCUCGCCGUGCCGCAAGAUGAGAUUGUCGCCGAUCUGAAGCGCCGACAUGAACAGCAGGCCAUCCUGCAUUUGCAGCGGAUUUUGGAACAGCAGUAUCCCCAAUGCGUUGAGCAGAGUUCGCGCUCGCCCAAGGGGUUUGUACCUCACCUCACGGUUGCGCAGUUCGGCACAUCUGCUGAGGCGCUACGCUUCAUUCGCCAAUGGCAGGCCGACUGGAAGCCGCUGACGUUCACAGUGUCGACGGUCAGUUUGAUCAGUCGGCAUGGAACAGACCCCUUCUCCGUGAGCAAGACUGUGUACAUUGAGCCGCAGGCUGUCGCCCAAGACGCUGAGGAUGGCUUGGUCGCGUCGUCCAAUCCAGCCCAUGGCGGCGCGAGCUCAUCCAGCAGCGCUGCUCCCUCCAAGAAUGCAGCUGCCUUUGCGACCAUCGUUUCUGUGUUGAAGCGAAUUGUUGGUGAGCAUGCCUCCAUUCAGCUGACCGGAUCGCAUCAGCUGGGUGUGGACACGAGCGACUCUGACCUGGAUGUUCUGUGCUUGGGACCCCACUCGUUGUCGCUCGAUGCCUUCCAAGCUGCUGCGGUGAACGAGUUUGAAGCGAUUGGGCUGCGAUCCGUGCGACCAGUCUGCGACGCGCUCGUGCCUCUUGUGAAACUGGUCUUCCGUUCGGGCGCUGAAGCAGACCUGUUGUAUGUGCGUCUGCCGGCCGAUGCUCAUCUUCCCUGCACACCGGCUCAGAUCAAGCCGAGAAGCCUCAAAGCCAUGGAUAGCACCGCUCAACUCACGCUGCAAGGCUGGCUGGAGAAUGACGCGUUGGUCAAUGCCAUCCCUCAGCCACUGCUCUCAACCUUCCGCUCACUGUUGCGAAGGGUGAAGCAGUGGGCCCUUGCUCGUGGAAUUUACUCGAAUGCAGCGGGCUUUCUAGGCGGGUUUUCGUGGUCUGUGUUGGUCGCACACUUUAUGGUCAAAACCAAACCGUCGCCUCUCGGCGAUGAAGACCAGGAUUCGACAGGGCGCCCUCUUCUGGCCCUGAUGCACGCGUUCUUUGUUCACGUGGCCAACUGGCCAUGGCCGCAGCCGAUUCUGCUCAACAUGCCGUUGGGUGCCACGCUUCCAGCAGACGCGAUUGGCGAGUCUGUCAUGCCCGUCAUGACACCGACUUGGCCCACCCGCAACUCUGCGCGAGUCGUCUCCGUCUCAACCCUGAGUGUCAUGCGUGCAGAGCUGCAACGUGGCGCAGAUCUGACUGCGGCAGCCGAUUGCUCGCUGGCUGCCGUAGCCGACCCGCUGGGCGUGUCGACGUUGGCGAAGGGCAUUCUGGUGGUCCAGCUGCAGUGCUUGAACAAGAGCGAGCUUGAGCGUGGUGCAGGCUGGCUGCUUUCGCGCUUGGGCGUGCUUGUCCAUGAGCUCGAGCGCUGUGGUGUUGCCUGCCGACCCUUGCAGCGCGUGCUGCAAAACAUCCACGAAGGGUACACUCGGGCAGAGCAGGCUGCGGGUGCUCAUGGCAAGGCGCCAAUGUGCAACUACCCACUCACCGCCACUGCUCUGAUUGGCAUGUCGCGCAUGAAUGCAGCGGUUGAGGGCACCGCCGCCGCUCCUCCGCCCGACUUUUCCUCGGCGCUGGUGCGCUUCCGCGAAAUGUUUGAAGCCUGGUCUGGAAAGGGGUUUGCAAACCUUGAAAUGCUUCCAGUGAAGGCAACCAGCACAGUGGUGGUGGCCGCAGACUUUGCGUACCAGACGCAAGUGCUUGGUCGAUGAAUGCGUCGAGCUGUGGGGUUGUGCUUUGAUUGUUUGCGUUGUUUGCAUUGGUUGUUUGGUUGUCGCCGUUGUUUUUUAUUGGUUGUCGCCGUUGUUUUUUAAUUAGUUGUCGUCGUGGAUUAAAAUGGGCUAGCUCACCGCCA
Molecule: messenger RNA, 4047 nt
Organism: Capsaspora owczarzaki ATCC 30864
Lineage: Eukaryota; Filasterea; Ministeriida; Capsasporidae
Exons: 5
Coding region: 44-3904 (1286 amino acids)
Cellular component (GO): nucleus
Molecular function (GO): poly(A) RNA polymerase activity
Source: RefSeq, a predicted model, not a curated record